Annulohypoxylon truncatum is the source of this 2340-nucleotide messenger RNA. Its product is annotated as fungal-specific transcription factor domain-containing protein. NCBI's taxonomy places the organism in Eukaryota, Fungi, Ascomycota, Sordariomycetes, Xylariales, Hypoxylaceae. Gene Ontology annotation, molecular function: DNA-binding transcription factor activity, RNA polymerase II-specific; sequence-specific DNA binding; zinc ion binding. The transcript has 2 exons. The record is from RefSeq and is a predicted model, not a curated record. Bases 165 to 2204 code for a protein of 679 amino acids. Gene Ontology annotation, biological process: positive regulation of transcription by RNA polymerase II; DNA-templated transcription.
CACCGGCUUCAGCCGAUUUCUGAUAAGGUCCAUGACGGGUUAUUUGCGAUGCUUACGAAAUUCCAACAUGCCGGUCCGGUCUGGUGAGUUCACCUUGAUCGAUCAUCAUACAUCAGAAAACGAGUCUCAGAUGCAAGUUGAGUGGUUCGUUUGAUGAUCCAAUCAUGGGUGACCCAAUGCAUUCUCGUAGUCCAAAUAGAGCAUUGUCAACUAGGCUCAGCAGAAGCACAAACGCGUGCGUGAGGUGUCGUAGGAGGAAACAGCGGUGUGAUCUGCGCUAUCCGAAAUGUUCAAGCUGCGAAACUGCGCAAGUGCCUUGCCUAGCUUAUGAUAGCGAGAAACAGGCCGAGAUCCCACGUAAUUACGUGUCAAUCCUUGAGGCAGAAGUUAGGCAACUCAAAUCUGAGCUUGAAGGUCUGAGGAGACAGAGUGUAUCGACGACCAUCCCCUCUGCUAGUCCAAUGCCGGCGGGCCAAGAUGAUCACCAGAGCGUCAGUUCGCCUAUUGCCGCGCCAACGGUGCAAUCAACUGCAUCGGAUCCGCAAGAAGUUGUCAAGUCAAUGGGCUUGGUUAUGUUGGAUAGCGGUAGCCAACCGAAAUUCAUGGGAACGAGCAGUGGCGUCACGUUCGCAAAGAUGGUCAUUGCAUGCGUGAAAACUGAUAUUUCGAUUCCAAUGUCCCCAAGCACUUCGAGGGGGUCAGUUCGGAUGGCCGCACCACCUCCUAUCAUCACAUCAUCGCUGCCUCCUCGUCACGCGGCUCAACAUAUUUCGGACGUCUACUUCCGAUACCGGACGCCACAUGUACCAAUACUAACAAGAUCAAGAGUGAAUGAAGUGCUGGAGCGCGUAUACGGCGCAUUCGAAUCUCAUCGACCCGACUUUUCGAGAGUCGCAGAAGGAGAUAUGUUCAUCGCGUAUAUGGUUUUCGCCGUCGGACUCUGUAGCCUACCAGUUGCGGGAGGGUCAAGACCACCCCAGAGCGAAGGUUGUUUCAACUCAGCUCUUCGAUGCAUUGACAAGCUUCUCUCAUACUCAUCCAGCGACCUUGAAACCUUAACGGUGGUGUUGCUCUUGGCUCAGUAUAUCGCCUUGAAUCCCAGCAAAGGGAGUUUGUGGCAACUUACUGGUAUAGGAAUACGUCUAUGCAUUGACCUGGGCUUACAUUGGGAAACGGAGGCGAUACUCGCUUUGCCCCAAUCGGUCCUCAAUGAGAGACGAAGACUAUUCUGGGCCGCUUAUCGAUUUGAUCGCCUUCUCGCGAUCACUCUUGGAAGACCUUUUGGCAUUGCUGACCAGAGCAUCAGUGUCGGCUGUCCGGAUCCUUAUUCUGCGCAGCAUCUUAGCCCAACCGAAGUACAUGGCCAACGCAUGGCCAACCAUAUUAUUGGUCUAUACAAGCUCGAGUCCGAGAUCAAACACGUCCUCUACCACCAGCUUCAAGGCGCAACACUAGCCUACCCCCGCGCCAACUAUGCAUUAUGGUUUCGCGAUAUUCAGCCGCGACUCUGUGCUUGGAAGGACGAAAUACCUGACAUUAGUAAGGCGGAUUCCGAAAGUAUCUACUCGCACCAAUCUUGGUGGGAUGCUAUGUGGCUCAACGCCAUUUUGUUGCUCCAUCGACCCAACCCGCUAGUACCGCAUCCCACGACGGAAUCGCUGCAAACGUGUUUCGACGCGGCUUGUCAACUAAUCAAAGCGAUCAAGACUUUACAAAGAGAUGGGAGAAUUUGCGUCAUUUGGCAAACCGUGCACAGCCUUUUCCUUGCAGGUUUGAUUAUGAUUUAUUGCAUUUGGGAAUCUGCGGAUGUUCGGGAUAAAGGACGUGUUCUCGAUAUCGUCACUACGGCGCAAGACUGUGCCAGUACCCUCACAGCCCUAGCGGAGCGCUUUCCUGACGCGUGUGGGUGUAGAGAUGCGUUCGAAUCCCUCUCAGCGGCGACUUUAAAGUGGCUAGUAUCAAGAGAUCAGGGAAACACUACUCAACCAACGCCCAGCGAGAUCAGCGCGUUGAAACAGCAUAUGCCUUUCUCCACAACAGCAUGGAGGGCUGAAGAACCCACGAGCAUCUUUCCGGAGGAGCCCUUCGAGUUCGCCGAAUAUCUUAUCGCGGCAUCACAAUGGCCAGGUUCUAGUAGUAACGAUGUCGGGAACUCGUUCAAUUUGCAAGAUGUUUUUGAUUCUCCAAGUGCAGAUUUUGGAUGAAACUUCGAGGUUCUACUUCGUAAUGUUCCAAACAAUAACGCCACGAUAGAUAAGCUUAAGGGGCUUUGCAGUGGCAUGUACCACAGCGUAUCCCCAAGCCACAAAUAAUCACAGGACUUCCACAGCCACGGGUUUC